AUGCUGAUGCUAAUGCACACGGUUUUCCUGUUUUUCCUCAUAUUCGUCAAUCCAGUUGAAAACCACGAAGACUCCAGCAUGUUCGACAAAAUCAAAUCCGGAUUUAAAAUGGCCGGGGAGUUCUUUUCGACAGACCACGCCAGUAAAGUUGCCAAUUUGGUGAGCAAUGCGCUCGGCAGAAAACCCAAUCGGGAUAAGAACGAGGAAAAUUCCAACAUUUUUUCGGGCUUCAUGAGACUCUUCGGCUUCGAAUCCAGGCAAAUUACAGCCAUAGCCAUUAAUACAAUCAUAUUAAUAGCGAAAUUAAUCGGCUCUUCCUUAAAUUCGCCAUUGAAGCAAAAGUCGCCGCAAAUCGAGGAGGACAAGCCCUUCGAGUGGAUGUUGAAAAGUGCCGGGGUGUCCCACAUAAUCCCCGACACCGAGAAUAUGAAUCUUUCGGAGCACGUCAUCGAUUACAUCACCGAAAGGAGCCUCGACGAGGAAACUGGCUGCAUACAACUCUUGAUUUGCAAAAUAAAGCCCUUUAUAAGGGAAAUGCAAAGGGCGCUCAAGGAAAGAGGCCGAAGCGCUGCGAAAGGCUUCAAUUUACUCUUCGAGUACUUUCCCAAUUCGAGUACAAUAAUCGAUAAUGGCUACAAAUGCGAAAAGAAAUAUUAUUAUUGCAGUGUUCCUUUAUGAUAAAAUUCGAACGAAGGAUAUUGUGUUAUAUGGGUAAGUGCAAAUGUGUUUGCAAUAUAGUCAAUUCUAUGAGUU
Phyllotreta striolata is the source of this 753-nucleotide messenger RNA. The record is from the annotation of a GenBank genome assembly. Lineage: Eukaryota; Metazoa; Arthropoda; Insecta; Coleoptera; Chrysomelidae.